AUGGCGACGCAAUCGCUGCUCAUGUCCCACCAGCAAAACCAGCAGAUGCAGCAUCAGCAACAGCAACAACAUCAGCAGCAUCAUCCCCAAACUCCUGGAAUGACCGGAAGCCCCAAGUCGCGCAUGUCGCAGACGCCACUUCAACGGCCACCGUCAGGACUCGGCCCGCCUCAAGCUCCGCCUCAAGGCCCUCCCGUCGGCACCCCCAACAUGCACGCUGGCCCUCCCGGAGGACCCAAUGUCAACCCUAAUGCCGCGCCUGGUCCCAUUCCUGCCACCACUCCCCUUGUUGUGCGACAAGACCAGAAUGGUGUGCAAUGGAUCGCGUUUGAGUACUCUCGCGACAGGGUCAAGAUGGAGUACACCAUCCGCUGCGAUGUCGAGUCUAUCAAUGUUGACGAGCUGCCGCAAGACUUCAAGACCGAGAACUGUGUAUACCCUCGCGCUUGCUGCGCCAAGGAUCAAUACAAAGGCAACCGUCUUCACUACGAGACUGAAUGCAACACCGUCGGCUGGGCUCUGGCGCAGUUGAACCCUUGCCUGCGCGGAAAGCGUGGUCUCAUCCAGCGCGCCGUCGACAGCUGGAGGAACAGCAACCAAGACCCCCGACUAAGGAGCCGACGCGUGCGCAGAAUGGCCAAGAUGACCACAAGGAAAGCCCAAUCGGCUAACCAUGGUAACCACAUGGCUGGACCAGGUGGACCAGGUGCUCCCGGUGUUCCCAACUCUGCCGGAUUAGCAGCACCGCCCCGACAACCGAACAUGGGCAUGGGCGGCCCUCAGAUGCACCAUCACCAUGAUGGACCUGGAGGGCCCCACGGAGGACCAGAUGACGUUAGCGCCAAUGAAUACGGUGAAUCACACACUCACCAUCACCAAGCGCCAAACGGUCAAUCAUCAUCACCUACCGACGGGCGGCCCGCUCAGAGCUUCUACCCGAAUUACCCAUCGAGCGACUCCGUCGCAGGCUCCAGCGGCAUGCCGCCGAUUCACGACAGCCUGAGCCACCCUCCGCCUCCAUCGCACGCAGCGGGUGUGCCCGUUUCAAAGCAGCAAGAGCAAGACGAAGAAGAGCGAAAGCUAGCCAUGUUUGGCGACUUACCUGACUCGAAGCGCCGCAAAUUCAUCCUUGUAGAUGAUGCGCAACGAGGAACUAGGGUUCGCGUGCGAGUUACCCUCGACACGGUCAAGAUGGAGGAGAUGCCUGAUUCUUACCGCAAGUCCAACUCGGUAUUCCCUCGUAGCUAUUUCGCCAUGCAAAUGACCUCUCCACCUGCCAGCCCUCGUGGCAGCAAGGUCUUUGCUGACGAGCCCGAUGUUGAGAGCGACCCGAGCUUCCCUCUGGCUGGCUCUACUGUUGUGCCUGUUCCAACGCUGGAUGGCGAGACUCGUGUGCCGAAGCCGCGUCUUACUCGUGCGAAGCGGUCGAAGGAGAUUACGCUCAAUGAUCUUGGUUACCGCAUGAGCUGGAGCCAGAGUCGUGUUUUCGCAGGAAGGACAUUGUUUCUGCAAAAGUCUCUUGAUGCCUACCGCAACAAGAUGAGAAGUAGCAUGAUGGGCCAAGGUCAAGAUGUGACCCAAGUAGCCCCACAUUUCGAGACUCGUGUUGGAAAGAGGCGGUGGAACGAGAGAAUCGAGAAGAGCAAGAAGGCGAGGCGCGAUGGCUCUCCUUAA
Messenger RNA from Alternaria infectoria, 1674 nucleotides. RefSeq lists its product as uncharacterized. The coding region runs from base 1 to 1674 and encodes 557 amino acids. The record is from RefSeq and is a predicted model, not a curated record. NCBI's taxonomy places the organism in Eukaryota, Fungi, Ascomycota, Dothideomycetes, Pleosporales, Pleosporaceae. The transcript is spliced from 3 exons.